CGGCCUAGGUCUCAAAUCAACUUUAGACGCUUAAAUGCACACGUCGCCCGCUUGACUCGUUGAGAUAACUUUCGUUUCACUUGACAUCUUUUCGUGCGUUUCUUUAUUUAUCGAAAACAAUUAUGAUAUUCGGUCGUUGGACUCGUAGACAAUUAUUUUUCACAUGCUGCGGCAUACUGACGGCAAUUGUAUUAUGCAUUAUAGUGUUUACCAGCUUUGGCCAAAAAGAAGAAGACGAAAUUGAUUGGCAAAAUGCGAAAUGUUUCAAAACUCAACCAAAUACCACAAAUUCAAAAUUGGAAUUGGUUCAUAUUGUGUUUAGACAUGGCAUACGAACACCAGUGGACACAUAUCCAAAUGAUCCUUAUAUAAAAAAUGGUUUCCAACCCACAGGUUGGGGGCACGUGACCAAUUCCGGUAAACGUGAACUUUAUGAAAUGGGUCGUUGGCUAAAGUAUCGAUAUGGUGAUUUUAUGGGUGACUUCUAUAGGCCUGAACGACUUCAUGCCCAAGCAACUGCCUCACCGCGAGCCCUCAUGUCCCUGCAAACCACAUUGGCCGGCAUGUUCCCACCGAAUGGCACACCAAUGGAAUGGAGCCAACAGCUGAAUUGGCAACCCAUUCCCAUUGUUUCCGAGCCACUAGAUCAGGAUUCGCUUCUUUUGGUUCGCACACCGUGUCCACGUUACUUUGAGGCCCGAGAAGAGGUUCUCAAACGUCCCGAAGUGAUAGCCGAACAGAAACCCUAUGAAGAAAUGUUUAAGGAACUCACAAAACUUACAGGAAUGCGAGUUCGCAAUGCCGAAGAUGUCAAUUCCCUGUAUAUUACUCUUCAGGCCGAAGAAGCAUUUGGCUACAAGCUGCCUGAUUGGACAAAGGCCUACUAUCCCGAACGCAUGCAAUUUCUGGCUGAACAGAGUUAUGUGUAUAAUGCUUACACCAAGGAGAUGCAAAAGAUUAAGGGCGGACCUUUCCUCAAGAAAAUGUACGCCGAAAUGACAGCAAAGGCGGAGGCCACAUUAGAGCCAAGAGAUCGACGAAUGUUCAUUUAUACGGGACACGACUGGACAGUUGGUAACAUUCUUUCUGCCCUAGGCAUAUGGCAACGUCAAAUGCCAAGAUUUGGUGUUAUGGCCAUAUUUGAGACCCACAAGAAUUUAAAAACGGGCCAACACUAUGUCGAGAUCUUUCUGCGUAACGAUGAACAUGGGUGCCUAGAGCAGUUGAAGCUUCCAAAUUGUGAUCGACAAUGUCCACUGCAUCGUCUGGUGGAAUUGAGUAUGGAAGUUCUACCAAAUGACCCCAUGGAGCAGCGUUGUCGUGCCCAUAGUGCCAAUUUCGUGGAACCGCCACCACGUCGAAUCGAUCAGAAUGCUGGACGGUAGAUAUAGUUCAACUGAAGAAUGCAAUUUCAGUAUUACAACUGUGGGAAAUGUGCAAGCAAAACCAAAUUAUAUGA
Molecule: messenger RNA, 1459 nt
Organism: Drosophila willistoni
Lineage: Eukaryota; Metazoa; Arthropoda; Insecta; Diptera; Drosophilidae
Product: prostatic acid phosphatase
Exons: 5
Coding region: 123-1385 (420 amino acids)
Biological process (GO): dephosphorylation
Molecular function (GO): phosphatase activity
Source: RefSeq, a predicted model, not a curated record